AUGAAGAUUGAGUCGGUUCAACCCAAAGCUUACCUAGAUAUAAGUAUUGAUUCUAGACCGAUUGGGCGUAUUGUUUUGGAGCUAUACGACCAACAGGCGCCGCUUUCAACGAGCCAAUUCCUAACAUUAUGUCGUGGUGAGGGAAUCGACGUGGCUUCACAUUCGUACCAGGGAGCCCAUUUCAACAAGGUGAUCAAAAACUUUAUGAUACAAGUACAAGAGACAAGUGAGAAGACACUGUGUGACCAGAACGGAGAUGCAAAGGCCCUUCAAGAGGAGAAUUUGUGUGAAAGCUGUCCUACAUUUAGUCUCUGCUGGGUCAAUAGUGAGCUGAACCACUUGAGCAAUCAAUUUUUCAUUACUACAUUUCCUCAACCACAUUUGGCAAAGAAACACACUGUGUUCGGUCAUGUAAUACAUGGGAAAUCAGUGGUUAGAGAGAUUGAGAGAGUAAACACGAACUCAGUAUAUGAACCGACAAUUGCAGUUGUUAUUGAUGCAUGUGGUGGAUGGGACGAUUCCAUGGAUGUCCCCAUCUUUAAUGCCAGCUAUGACCAAGCGGGUGGAGACGUUUAUGAGGAGUAUCCAGAUGAUGACCAGACAAUUGAAGAAGACUCUACGGAAUCCGCCUAUAUCGCAGUAGAACGGAUCAAGGAAAGUGGGACAAUAUUGUUCAAAGGGGGAGAUAAGAACCAAGCUUAUUUGAAGUGGCGGAAGUGUUUGCGUUAUAUUGUUGAAUUUGAUCCAGACCAGGACCAGAAUCCUGAAUACUUCACAAAGUUCAAAGAUGCAAAGAAGAAGAUUUACUUAAACUUGAGUUUGGUUACUUUGCAGUUGAGGCAAUUUGCGGAUACUAUCAAGUAUUGCACUUUUCUUUUAGACAUGGAUGAGGAAGUUCUGGAACAAGAAAGGGCGAAAGCGUGUUUUAGAAGAGGUCUGGCUUACUUUGAGAUGAACAAGUUGGAAUCAUCACUUGCUGACUUGAAAUCGGCUCAUAAUAUUCUACCCCAUGAUGAGCUUAUACUGAAGAAGAUGCAAGGUGUGGAAACAGCAUUGGAAGCAAAGAAACAAAAGGAAAAGUCAAAGUAUGCAAAAUUUUUUGGAUAA
Messenger RNA from Lodderomyces theae, 1107 nucleotides. Its product is annotated as peptidylprolyl isomerase. The record is from RefSeq and is a predicted model, not a curated record. The transcript has a single exon. Lineage: Eukaryota; Fungi; Ascomycota; Pichiomycetes; Serinales; Debaryomycetaceae. Gene Ontology annotation, cellular component: intracellular membrane-bounded organelle. Gene Ontology annotation, biological process: protein peptidyl-prolyl isomerization. Gene Ontology annotation, molecular function: peptidyl-prolyl cis-trans isomerase activity; protein binding. The coding region runs from base 1 to 1107 and encodes 368 amino acids.